AUGGAACCCAGGCACGGGCGUUCAGCAUUCACUAUAAGUUUCUCAAAUCCAAACGGCUUUGUGAAUCAGCGCACUGCCAUUCCAGCCGUCAGUUAUCCAGCAGCUGGUUCUAGCCAACUUGAUGUGCUAGCUCCUAGAGGUUGCAAGAGAAAGUGGACUGAGUUGGCUCUAGGUCUGGGUGACUCAUCAAGCUCAGACAGCAGCAAGCAGAGCAUGGGUACUGGAUGCACUGUUUCUUCUGCUAAGGGAAGCGAUGAUGCCUCAUGUAUGGACUACGACAUAAGUUUUAAGUUAUCUCUUUGCAAUGAAGGUACUUCCAAGCUGCAUAAACAGGCUUGUGAUUCUAAAAGGACUAUGGAGAGGCCUCGGUUGAAUCUUAAGUUAUCAUUGGCUCCAUCUCAGUCCGAUGUAACUGAUGCAGAUCUAAUUAGAAGCAGUGCACCUCAGGACAUGUUUGUGCAUCCGUACUUGAUGUCCUCAGUGCCAACAGUUGAUGAAGGAUCUACAUCUGCUCGACAUUCAUCUGGAGGCAUGGUGACUUCCUUUCUUAACCGGGCAGGGAUUUCUCUGAGUCAAGCGUUCCCAUUUAACUCUAAUCAGGUUCAAGGUCCAGCUCCUUCAGCGCCAACAGUGCUCCUACUGCCAAAAAGUUCAGCUGCCUCUUCUUCUGGGUUUGUCCGUUCACAGCAACGCAACAGUAGCACAAAAAUCUGUUCACAGCCAGGUUGUGCAAAAGGAGCCAGGGGUUCAUCCGGGCGGUGCAUUGCCCACGGUGGGGGUAGAAGGUGCCAAAAAGAAGGCUGCAACAAAGGAGCUGAGGGCAUGACCAUCUUCUAUAAAGCCCAUGGAGGGGGGAAGCGCUGCGAACACCUUGGAUUCAUGAAGGGUGCAAAAGGGCAGCACGAGGCAAAUCGGGCCUGUGUAUCAAGCAUGGUGGUGGUAAGAGGUGCCAAAAGCCAAACUGCACAAAGAGCGCCGAAGGGCGGUCAGGCAUGUGCAUUGCUCAUGGUGGCGGGCACCGCUGUCAGUAUGCUGGGUGCGGGAAGGGAGCUCAGGGCAGCACCAAUUUCUGCAAAGCCCAUGGUGGCGGCAAGAGAUGCACACACCCUGACUGUUAGGGUGCAGAGGGAAGCACGCCAUUCUGCAAAGCACAUGGAGGCGGCAAGCGUUGUUCAGCCGACGGCUGCACGAAGAGCGUGCUUGGUGGGACCCAGUUCUGCGUCGCGCAUGGAGGUGGGAAGAGGUGCGCGGUUGAAGGAUGCAGGAAGAGCGCAAGAGGCCGGACGGACCGUUGUGUUGGCCAUGGUGGGGGCAAGUGAUGCCACUUCGCUGGCUGUGGAAAGAGCGCGCAGGGAAGCACCGACUUCUGCAAGUCACACGGUGGAGGCAGGCGCUGCUCAUUGGGACAUCUGGGUUCAGACCUCGGAUCAGGCGGUGCUCCUUGCGACCGUCUGGCAAGAGGCAAAAAGGGGCUAUGCGAUCGACACAACCCGCUGGUGGAUGACAACAGUGUCCACGGUGUGCCAUUUUUGUCCUUUCUUCGGCUCUUGCGAUCUAAAAGUCCGCGGGAAGCCGCAUGUUGUAUUCUUUGCCGGCCUCCAGGCUCCAGCUCCAACGCAGCUAGCGCAGUGGUUUGAGGUGGUGGCAACUGGCAAGGCCUUGCGAUCUUACUUGCUGAUGGCUUCGAUCACCACCCACAAGUCCAAUGGAGACAAAGCAGGAGAGUCUCCGAAAAUUCUUUGCGAGAUGCUACAAUAUCUGGGGCACCAAGAGCGCCCCUUGUACCAGGGCUUCAAGGAGGUGGUGAAUGACCGCGAGGAGUGGCGCGUUGAAGUGCUCAUCCACACCACCAAGAAGCCCAAUAAGCCUUUGAUCAUCGAAGCAGCUUGUAGAAGGGCCACCUUUUCCGCUGGGAUCCGCGAUGCUGCAUGCCAGGCCAUGUACCGCCUCCGUGACAUGUACGCCGACGACUUGUCUACUACGCCUUAUCGCUACUUUCCACGUCGCCGCAUCUGCAACACCGACAAGGAAAUCCUCCAUUAUUACAAGAAGCAUCAUCAUCAUCAGCAUGACCGUUUGUUGAACCAGCAGAUCAGAUUAACCGAGGCCCUCGUUGCGGUUUGCGAUAACGCUUUCGAUGAGCUUAGAGAGGCCCGGUGCAAGAUACGGGAGCUUGAGGAAGAGUUGAGGAAGCAGGCUCCACGGCACAAGCACAAGGCUAUCAUUGCAUCAUCACUGCCACCACACCGCCGUGUCAUUGUUGGCGACAAAAAACCCUACCAGAGUCCAGGGCAUAAGGCCAGCAUCGGCACCGGCACCGGCACCAGCAGCACGCAAACGCACCAGUGUCGUCGUCGGCAACACUAA
Messenger RNA from Miscanthus lutarioriparius, 2367 nucleotides. The record is from the annotation of a GenBank genome assembly. Lineage: Eukaryota; Viridiplantae; Streptophyta; Magnoliopsida; Poales; Poaceae.